Molecule: messenger RNA, 773 nt
Organism: Cimex lectularius (bed bug)
Lineage: Eukaryota; Metazoa; Arthropoda; Insecta; Hemiptera; Cimicidae
Exons: 5
Coding region: 362-712 (116 amino acids)
Source: RefSeq, a predicted model, not a curated record
AUGUGUGUUAUUUAAAUAAGGUUUUGUUGUUUUUCGUCAAUGAAGUUAAAUUGUAAUUAGUAUCAAAUGUUUAUGAAUGUUUUGUCUUUAGAUAAAAAUGCUUUGGUUUAAAAUACAGAGCCCCUCUCUUACUUUUCCUAUUUAUUUUUGUUUUAUCGCUGGCCUACGUGAAGAACGACACGCAGCCAUCUUUGCUUAAGAGUUUAAGAGUUUUUGAAAAAAAAGGAGGGGAAGAUUAUCGAAAUGAGGAAGAAUCUAUAAGUGGGGGCACAUUUUUUUGGAGGCCACAACCGCGUAUAUAAAACAAGGUCAUGCAACGUGUAAACAACACAGUCCUUUUAUAGGAGGUGAACAACGCACAAUGAAGUUAAUAGUUCUGUUGGUGUCUGUAAUGGUGGUAUAUUCGAUGCAAAUGGAUGUAUCGGAGUUUGUUGACUUUAAAAACCAUAUUUCUAAAUUUGAAAAAGUGAUAGGCUUGGUGAAAUCGGUGUUUUCUCAAUUCAAAACCGCAAUGGAUGCAUCAGAGAGGAAAGAUUUAGAAAUCCGCGAUCCUUACGCUGUGAUCCGAGCUAUUUGCAACCGGCAGGGGCUGGUUCACGUUUUGAUCAUUUUCCUCUUUCUUGUACUGCCGCUCAUCGUGGGCAUAAGCCCGGCAGGGAAUUUCGCAAUUCCGCAUUACCAGCCGGGAAUGGCGAAGUUCUUUUUGACCUAGCGAUGCUGAAUUCGAAGGAAGACAAGUCUCUCCUGUGUGUGUUAAAAUUUCUUUCACACAA